Osmia lignaria (orchard mason bee) is the source of this 11221-nucleotide messenger RNA. RefSeq names its product Ca[2+]-channel protein alpha[[1]] subunit D (gene Ca-alpha1D). The record is from RefSeq and is a predicted model, not a curated record. Lineage: Eukaryota; Metazoa; Arthropoda; Insecta; Hymenoptera; Megachilidae. Gene Ontology annotation, cellular component: membrane; voltage-gated calcium channel complex. Gene Ontology annotation, biological process: calcium ion import across plasma membrane. Gene Ontology annotation, molecular function: high voltage-gated calcium channel activity.
AGGAGGAGGAGGAGUAGGGGACGGAGGCGGAAGUAAACGGAAGCGAAGGCGAAGAGGUAGAAGAAGAAGAAGAAGAGAGCGUGCAAGUAUAAGAGUAAGCCUGGAGGUGAUAGGGGCGAGGAGUAGGGACCGAUGAGCGCGGGGGGGGAUGGGGGCUCGGGGUUGGGCCCCCCUGAGCUGCCGGGGGCCCAGCCGACUGCCGCGACCCCCCCCAUCCUCGGGCAGCACCGGAACCCCCAAUCUGGCCAGGACGGACAGCCAGCUACAGCACUGUCGCAAACGGGCCAGACACUCGGGACCAACACCGGUGCCGCCAAAUCCGCAACCAAGAGGCCGGCUCGAAGGGGCGGUAAACCUCCGCCCGAUAGGCCUGUCAGGGCCCUUUUUUGUCUACCCCUCAAGAAUCCUCUGCGAAAAAUGUGCAUCGACGUCGUCGAAUGGAAACCUUUCGAGUGGCUUAUUCUCAUGACGAUAUUCGCGAACUGCGUUGCCCUGGCAGUCUACACACCAUACCCGUUCGGUGAUUCUAAUUUGACCAACCAAUAUUUGGAAAAAAUAGAGUAUAUAUUUCUUGUGAUUUUUACGGUCGAGUGCGUGAUGAAGAUCAUCGCUUACGGUUUCGUGGCUCAUCCUGGAGCUUACCUUCGGAACGGAUGGAACAUAUUAGAUUUCUCGAUAGUAGUCAUAGGAAUGGUGAGCACGGUGUUGUCGAUACUAAUGAAAGAAGGCUUCGACGUGAAAGCGCUGAGGGCUUUUCGAGUAUUACGACCCCUUAGGCUGGUUUCCGGAGUACCGAGUCUUCAAGUGGUCUUAAACUCUAUUUUGAGAGCGAUGAUACCCCUUCUACAUAUCGCUCUGCUCGUUCUAUUCGUCAUCAUUAUUUACGCUAUCAUUGGCCUCGAGCUGUUCUCUGGCAAAAUGCAUAAAACAUGCAGGCAUAAUGUGACUGACGCGAUAAUGGAAGAGCCAGUUCCUUGCGGAGACGGCGGCUUUCAGUGCGACAACGUUGGGCCCGAUUACUAUUGUAGCAAACAAUUUUGGGAGGGUCCAAACUGGGGUAUCACGAAUUUCGACAACUUUGGCCUUGCCAUGUUGACGGUCUUCCAAUGUGUCACGCUCGAGGGUUGGACGGACGUACUUUAUAGCAUCGAAGACGCGAUGGGAAGCUCGUGGCAAUGGAUCUAUUUCAUUUCUAUGGUCAUACUUGGAGCUUUCUUCGUGAUGAACCUGAUUCUCGGUGUGCUGUCCGGCGAGUUCUCUAAAGAGAGAGAGAAAGCAAAGGCGAGGGGUGACUUCCACAAACUCAGGGAGAAGCAACAAAUCGAGGACGAUCUGAGGGGUUAUCUGGAUUGGAUCACGCAGGCGGAGGACAUCGAGCCGGAAACCGACGAGCCGAAAAUGCAAGACGGCAAAUCGAAACAGCAAAGCGAGAUGGAGAGCACGGAUCAGCUGGAGGGUGACGAGGAAGGAGUUCAACAAGAAUCCGUGUGGAGGAGAAAAAAGCGGGACUUUGAUAGAGUGAACAGGAGAAUGAGAAGGGCCUGUAGAAAAGCCGUCAAGUCGCAGGUUUUCUACUGGUUGAUCAUAGUAUUGGUUUUCCUGAACACCGGAGUUCUGGCGACCGAACACUACAAUCAACCGCAUUGGUUGGAUGAUUUUCAAGAGAUCACGAACAUGUUUUUUAUCGCGCUGUUCUCCAUGGAGAUGAUGCUGAAGAUGUACAGUUUAGGAUUUCAAGGUUACUUUGUCUCGCUGUUUAAUCGUUUCGAUUGCUUCGUGGUGAUCGGCUCGAUCACCGAGAUGAUCCUUACGAACACACAGGUGAUGCCACCCUUAGGCGUCUCCGUUCUCCGUUGCGUCCGAUUACUCAGGGUAUUCAAAGUGACAAAAUAUUGGAAGUCGCUGUCGAAUUUGGUGGCUUCUCUGUUGAAUUCGAUACAGUCGAUCGCGUCUCUGUUGCUUCUACUCUUCCUCUUUAUAGUGAUCUUUGCUCUUCUCGGCAUGCAGGUAUUUGGUGGAAAGUUCAAUUUUAGCGAGUUACAGGACAAACCUCGUCACAAUUUCGACAGUUUCUGGCAAAGUUUGUUGACGGUGUUUCAAAUAUUGACAGGCGAGGAUUGGAACGCCGUAAUGUACGAUGGUAUCAGAGCUUACGGAGGCGUAGCCAGCUUCGGCAUGCUUGCCUGUUUUUAUUUCAUCAUUCUGUUUAUAUGCGGUAAUUAUAUUCUACUGAACGUCUUCUUGGCCAUCGCUGUCGAUAACCUCGCGGAUGCCGAGUCAUUGACUGCCAUCGAAAAGGAAGCCGAAGAAGAGGCCAAGAAGAAUAAAUCUCACAGUGCCUCGCCAGCUAGGGACGAAGAGAGCGGGGAACAGGGUGACGGUGGCGAAGGAACAGGUGGAGAGGACGAAGGUGGUGGCACGGAUUUGGAACAUGAUCCGAACGAGACGAUGGAAGAUUACGAGGCAGCUUUGGACACGGAAACGUCGGAAAAGAGCGAAGACAUGAAUACUCACGCGAAAGUACGGCUGAAUAUAGAAGAGUCCGACGAAGAGGUGGAGGAAGAAGAGGAAGUCGAACAAAACGAGAUGCACGACGACGGUACGGAACAAGGUGUGUCAGCCAGACCACGGAGAAUGUCCGAGUUCAAUAUGGCCACGAAAAGGCAACCGAUUCCCCCUGCAUCGGCAUUUUUCAUUUUCUCACAAACGAACAGGAUUCGCGUGUUCUGUCAUUGGCUCUGCAAUCAUAGUUAUUUUGGCAACGUGAUUCUCGUUUGUAUCAUGAUAUCAUCGGCAAUGUUGGCCGCCGAAGAUCCGCUGAGCGCUUCGUCUUAUAGAAAUCAGAUAUUACUGAAUUUCGACUAUUUUUUCACCACAGUGUUUACGAUCGAGAUUUGGUUGAAAAUGAUCUCGUACGGUUUUAUCAUACACGACGGCGCUUUCUGUCGAUCGGCGUUUAAUUUGCUCGAUCUGUUGGUCGUUUGCUCUUCUCUCAUUUCUAUGUCUUUCAGUUCCGGUGCAUUUUCCGUAGUGAAGGUGCUUCGUGUGUUGCGCGUUCUCAGACCUCUGCGUGCCAUCAAUCGUGCCAAGGGAUUAAAGCACGUAGUACAGUGCGUCAUCGUAGCGGUAAAGACUAUCGGAAACAUAGUCCUCGUCACCAGCCUCCUGCAGUUCGUGUUCGCCGUCAUUGGCGUACAACUGUUCAAGGGUAAAUUUUUCUUAUGUACCGAUGCAUCGAAAAUGACGAAGGACGAGUGUCAGGGUACAUACCUCGAAUUUGAGAACGGUAACAUUAAUAAACCGGUGAUGAAGGAGAGAAGUUGGUGCCAGAAUCGUUUCCACUUCGACGACGUGGCGAAAGCGAUGCUCACCCUUUUUACCGUAUCAACGUUCGAAGGCUGGCCUUCAUUGCUAGACGUGUCGAUCGACUCUAACAAGGAGGAUCACGGACCAAUUCAUAAUUUUCGGCCGAUAGUCGCCGCGUACUACAUCAUUUACAUCAUUAUCAUAGCAUUCUUCAUGGUCAACAUCUUCGUUGGUUUCGUUAUUGUCACUUUCCAGAAUGAGGGUGAGCAAGAGUACAAAAACUGCGAGCUCGAUAAGAAUCAGCGGAAUUGCAUCGAGUUCGCGUUAAAGGCUAAACCAGUGCGACGAUACAUACCGAAGCAUCGAAUACAGUACAAAGUAUGGUGGUUCGUCACCUCACAACCGUUCGAGUAUACAAUUUUCACUCUGAUCAUGAUCAAUACCGUCACGCUGGCAAUGAAGUUCUACCGGCAACCGGAAAUCUACACGGAAGCGUUGGAUGUUCUCAACAUGAUCUUCACCGCUGUCUUUGCCCUCGAAUUCAUCUUCAAACUUGCGGCAUUUCGAUUUAAGAAUUACUUUGGCGAUGCUUGGAACGUGUUCGAUUUUAUCAUCGUGCUUGGAAGCUUCAUCGAUAUCGUUUACUCGGAAGUGAACCCCGGCUCGACCAUCAUUUCCAUCAACUUCUUUCGACUAUUCCGCGUGAUGCGUUUGGUCAAGUUGCUGAGCAGAGGGGAAGGUAUCAGAACGCUACUCUGGACGUUUAUCAAAUCCUUUCAAGCUCUGCCCUACGUAGCCCUUCUCAUCAUAAUGUUGUUCUUCAUUUACGCUGUGAUAGGAAUGCAGGUAUUUGGAAAAAUUGCAAUCGACGACGACACGUCGAUAGACCGAAACAAUAACUUCCAGUCGUUUCCGCAAGCGGUGUUGGUGUUAUUUCGAUCGGCUACAGGAGAGGCUUGGCAAGAGAUUAUGAUGGACUGUUCGGCGCAACCGGGCAAAGUGAUGUGCGAUCCGAAUAGCGAUGAAUUCAACAACCAAAAUGGCUGUGGAUCCGACAUUGCAUUUCCCUACUUUAUAUCUUUCUACGUUUUAUGCUCUUUCCUUAUCAUCAAUCUCUUCGUCGCCGUGAUCAUGGACAAUUUCGAUUACUUGACGAGGGAUUGGUCGAUCCUGGGUCCGCAUCAUUUGGACGAGUUUAUUCGUCUCUGGUCCGAGUACGAUCCUGACGCGAAAGGUCGCAUCAAGCACCUGGACGUGGUCACACUGCUGAGAAAGAUAUCACCGCCUUUAGGUUUCGGUAAACUCUGCCCUCAUCGUGUCGCGUGCAAAAGGCUGGUCUCGAUGAACAUGCCGUUGAACAGCGACGGCACGGUUUUGUUCAACGCGACCCUGUUCGCCGUGGUGAGAACUUCGCUGCGAAUCAAAACCGAGGGUAACAUCGACGAUGCGAACUCCGAGCUCAGAGAAGUGAUCAAAAAGAUCUGGAAAAGGACCAGCCCGAAACUGUUGGAUCAAGUGGUGCCACCGCCAGGAGGCGACGACGAAGUAACCGUUGGUAAAUUCUACGCGACCUUCCUGAUCCAGGACUACUUCCGAAGAUUCAAGAAGCGCAAGGAGCAAGAGAUGAAAGACGGCGAUAAAGAGUGUCACAACACGGUUACGCUUCAGGCCGGACUGAGAACCUUGCACGAAGCUGGACCCGAGUUAAAGAGAGCCAUUUCUGGGAACUUGGAAGAACUUUUGGACGACAAUCCGGAGCCUAUGCACAGGAGAAAUCAUUCGCUGUUUGGAAGCGUGUGGUCGAGCAUGAGAAAGGGACAUCACAGUUUCAAUCGAGCUAGGUCGUUGAAAGUAAAUUCAACGACUAAGGCGUCUCCGACGAAUUCCAUCGAUUUCCUGCCGUACUCGUCGCUUCAGAGAACAGGCGGUCCCGACGCACCGAACCAAAUAACCGCGAGGUCUCAUCAAGUUGUGCCAAACGUAGCGGGUGGGCUAAGCGACAGCGCGAUGAAUCAAAUGGGAAUCGAUGCGAAGCUCACGGGCAUAGAGGAGAAUAUUCCUCUGAGACCGUUGGCCGGGUUCGGGAAUCCCGUCCAGCAACAAUCAACCACCUAUCAUCCCUCUUACAAAGUGGUCGAUGUUCAGGACGGAAUCGAGCGGCAGCUGACCCCACCAACGCCACCGCCAAGAAGGAACCCACCCUUGUCCGCCGAACCAGCCAUCGUACUACUAUCGUCCAGCAAGUCCGCCAGCGCAACGCCGUCGAUCGCCACGUGCACCAACACCUCGACUGCCACCACCAGCCCGAGUUCCAACGGCACCUCUUCCUCCAAUGGGACCCGCUGUUAUUAUUCCUACGCCACUCGGCCUUGCUGCGUCGAUUGUGCCGUCUGGAGUAAUCACGCAGCCAUAGAUCGCGAGGACGGUGAUUCGUCAGCGGGAAGCGAGUUCAGCGAGUCGGAUGGGUCAAGAGGGUCGGAAGGAUCCGAAGAAAUAGGAUCGGAUGAGGGAGAAGAGGUUGGAGCUGGAGGAGGCAGAGGUGAAGGAGAGGGAGGAGGGUCAGGAGAGUCUAGCAGUUGGAGCGACUCGGAGAAAUUAGGACGUCGAGGAGGAUCCCUGAGGCAGGAGAUUGGCGCGGCGUCUCGGUCUCGGGCUCGUGGUCGACGCGGAUUGAGCUCGUUGGUCGGCAAGUCGGCGCCGUCGAGUUUCCGGAAACGUGACCCGAAUGGCGGUGGACAAUCGAGCAGCUCGACUACGUCCGCGAGUACCGGGUUCGCGCAAAGCGUCGCCAACGGGCUGAAACUAGCUCAGACACAGGCGAUCGCCGUUGCCGGAUUCCUCGCCGACGUCGACGAUUCGCGCCACGAUCGCGUCUGCGCCUCCUGUCUGUCGCAUCGAGCUUACCAAGGCAGAGUGUCCUGGGCCGGAGAGAGUAACGGAAGCAUCGGCGCAGAGCGCCUGUCCCACAGUUUGCCGGGCAGUCCUGCGGACCGGAAGCCUAACUUCGAGGUCAUCGGAAGCGCCGAGAGUCUAGUCGGUCGGGUUCUGGUGGAACAAGGACUGGGCAAGUAUUGCGACCCAGAGUUCGUCAGAUACACGUCGCGAGAGAUGCAAGAAGCGCUGGACAUGACGCGCGAAGAGAUGGAUCGAGCUGCUCAUCAGUUGCUUCUGCAAGAACGUCGAGGACAACCGCUUUCCUACCAGUUACAGCAAGGACCGGAGCAACCGUGGACUUUACCGGGCUACCAACAGAUGCAGCCGUCGACAGGUAUCGGCUAUCAACCGCUACAGGAGCAACAACCUACUACUGGUUCGCGACAGUACCGACCAUAUUAUCGAGGCGCCGGCGCCAGCCCCGGCACCGCUACCGGUCAAGCGACACUCUCGGAUCCAGCCACGCAACAACAGCAACCUCCACCAUCUUAGCGACACGACCACCAUCUUGUCGACCGUGUUCCUAGUUCGUUCAUCUAGCACCGAUCGCCGGAACGAGCUUCGCCCUCGCUGUUACUCCGAGCAAAGGAUGAUGAUUAUUUUCGGAGGAAACGCAGCGAGAAUAGAGGCUGACGCAAGCAAUAAAGCGACGAGAGCAACGAGCGGGUCGUUUUUUCGCGAGCGUUGUCGGAAGAGAAAAUUGUUCGCACGGUCCUCGAACGAAUGGCCGAAAUAGACGAGAGGGGACGAAGGGAAUUCGCUGGAAACGGAAGCGCGGACGAUUAAUCCUUACACAUUGCUCUCGUUCGUAUCGUAAACAUUUAUUCCUUCGAUUACCGUUGUUUAGAAUAAUUGAACUCAUUAUUAUUGCUCUUCGUACGACGGAUUCUAGACGAGAUAACAAGUGCCUAAGUAUCUGUAACUUCUUUCGGACCAGAGAAGACUUUUAUCAACUUAGACAAAGUACCAUUGUCGCGAAUUACCAAACAAGUUGCGUGUCGAGUGUGUACGCUAUUAUAUUGUAACUAUACAUAUAUAUAUUAUAUAUAUAUUAUAUAUAUAUAUUAUUGUUCGUAUAAUAUAACUGUACAUAUACGUUGAUGCGCGAGAAUGAAUGGCCGAUAAACGUAAAUUGCCGCGAGUUUCGUUUCUACGUCCAAGUGUAUGCAUGAUCGGCCAAAAAAGCUCGCUCACGAUUAACCCUUUCGUUACGAACGAGUUCGAACUAAAAGUUUCGAACGAUUUUCGUAACGAACGAGUUGAUCGAGACGAUCGAACGAUGCUACUCUGGAUGACGCAGCUAAUCCUACGUAUUCCUUCGGAACCAUGUAAGUACUUACCCGGGAUACGCUUGCUCGUAUUCUCUUCUACGUUUCGGUACUUUUCGCGAAUUUUCGUACGGUAUUACCUCUCUGAAAGACACGAGCUUAGCUCCUUGGCUCUUGAAGAGAAAGAUAUUCGUUUGUUGUCGCUAGCUAUACCUACAGCUUUUAGAAAACGACGCGAUACUCGCUCAGAAAGGUAGUACCCUACGUCGCGAUCUUUCCUAUCCUCAUCCAUUCCCUCCCACUUUCCUAUCCCCAUUUUAGACUGGAUUUUUACGAAUUGCGUCCCUACGAAAUUUCCAUUCGUAUAUUCUUGUAGCCGUGAGAGUAAUGCGUGCAAGUACGGAAGAGAGAAAGAGGAAGUGAGCGAGAAUGAAGAAGAAAGAGAGAGGAAACAUCACGCAUACACGUAUGUACGUUCUUCUACGUAAGAAGCAAAUCUCGAUUUCGAUCGCGAUACGCUCGACGAACAAGUCGGUCAGGAGUGGUAAUCGUUCCUUUCCACGCACAAAUUUUAUUCGCGACAGGAACGAGGAUGGCUCUGAUACGCGAAGCUGAUCGCGCAAUAUCCCUUGUUCGAUCGUCACGCAUCGAAUGCGCGACAAGUGAUCGAAGAAAAGUGGAAGAUAUUCGAUUGCCCGAUUUUCUAAAUGUUCCCUUGUCGAUCGAAUUAGUUUAUUCAGCCCGAAUAGUGAAAACAUUUUUUACGCCUUUUACUCGUACAUCGAGACUCUAGAGAUUCGAGUUUAUUCUCUGGGAAUGCGAUCGCAAACGAACAAGCAUCAACUGAAAUGCGCGCGAUAAAAAAAUUCUAAUUCGAAAACGUGCAAUCAGCUUCCGACGUUCUUUAUUUCCAAACACGUGCAACACGGAAACCGGAAAUGUUGCGGAUGCGAUUGCAGAAAGCGCCGAAUAUUUUUUAGAGAAAAUUCGAAACAAUCAGCGUGAAAUUUUUCGUGUACUCAAGAAUGACGUCGACAAUAAUUUUAAUCGAUGACAUUUACAGAAUCACGUUUCUCUGAAAUUUCUGUCGGCGCUUUCUUCGUUUUAAACGCUUCCAUUAUCGAGCGAUCGGCUUUCCCGCUUUGCGUUUCAAAUACCAGCGAGAUUUAUAGUUCGAUCAACGAUAGUCUACCUUGGCUGUCGAUCGAUCGAAUUCCCAGAACGUUUUUCGAUUCGAUUUACUUUUUCCUGCGCGCGCAGCUACGUUUCAAGAUGGACGAUCGAUCUUUUUAGACGUAUAUGUAGUAGUACGUGGCGUAAAUGUAUGCAUUCUUGUAAAGCGUAAGAAUGCUGUUCGGAGAGCCGCGGUCGACGCGAGCCCUUCGCCACCAAGGGAACCAAAGCAAACUAAACGAUAUUUCAAAGAAACGAACAAAUCGACGGACGCGUCUUUGAACAUUUUCUCUUAUAGGUACGGAUAAUAUAGGUAGGUGGUGUGUGUGAGGAGCCGGCAUGGCAAUGGCGGCGAGUAGCAGUGCGCAUGUGCGUGCGCGCCAUUUCGUCGAAAGAAACGAAUCGACGAAACGGAAGGAAAGAAAAGAAUUUGUACAAAACUAACGAUACACCUGCCGAUAAGUUGCGCACGAGAUGUUAACAAUCGUCCUACUAACGAUAUUCGCGUAUACGUGUGUAUAGUCGACCUUUCGUAUUCGUUUUUUCCAGCGUCUUUUUAACAAUUAUGUAUUUGUCUAUAGCGAUCUUUUUAUACUGUUGUAAAGUGGCGUUUACACCGAUCCGUAGAAUAUACGCGUAGAGGAAAUGUUCUUACCUACCUUUAAAUCGUAAUAUUGUAUUGCAGAGGGUGCACGGGACAUCGAUGCUGUCCAAAUAGUUUUUAACACACGCGGUUUAGGAAGACCAAAAUUUUCUACGUUACGAGACUGACGACUACCGAUACGCGUAUGACCGACUGGUACACACACGAAAUGAAACGAACGACGCGAAACUCCUGAAUAACCGGUCCUUUCAAUGCCUUCCUUCGGUCUCGAUAGAUAACCUGUCCACUUCAACGUAAUCGUCGCUCGUCUCACCACUUGUAAACACUUCGUAUACCAUACACAAACGAUAUCGGCGAUUUUGAAAUGUUUCAACCGUUUAGCGAAUGGAUGAAACGCUCACUGCGCAAGAUUCGCGUUCGUAAUGGUAAAAAACGCGCGCACGUGACGUACACGUCGACGAGCCACCUGGUAACUAAAUCAGAAAUUAAUCAGCAUUGUCACGAUAACCGAAAAAUUAAAUGUUUGUUUUUCUUUUCAACUAAUCGACAAAGUCGUAGAUUUAUUAUCUUGAAAUCUUAACGUACACAAGGUUAAAGUAUGCUUGCAAAUUUUACGGAAAUGCCGGAGAUCUAUUACGGAACGACGCAAUCAGUUGCUUACCAGUUGAAAGCGCGGCAAAUUCGAAACGUUCUUUUCAAACGAAAUUCGUAAAUCUUGCUCGACGAUGCGUUUUUAUCCGUGCUAUCGAAUUUCUGGCACAGCAUUGGCACUCACACACGCUACUCGCACCGUUUAUUUUUAUUAAGACGUUCUUAUAUCGACACGAUAAUAAAACGAUGUUCGCGCAAACAUUAUCAUCGUUUUUUAGAAGACAUAUUCGAUACACUUCGAUAAAGACUCUGAAACGACUCUGAAAUUGCGUAAUCGAAAAAGGCACGAUUCCCCUUUCCUUUGAUUAUUAACAACCGUUCCGAAAAUGAACUUCCAAUUUCGUUUAAUUUCUGUUCUUUACGUUCUUACAUUCGCUAACCGUGGAAUUCUCAAUAACCGAUUAUACGAACAAUGCAGUUACGACAUCCCAAUACACGCACAAUCCAAUCGAUCGAUCGGUUAUACGUGACUCUACGGUUAAUGAGAUGAAUCGAAUAAUAAAAAAUUGAAUAUGUCAAAAAUUUUAGAAAUAUCUGGACCCUAUAUUAAUUCGGGGAAACGUGCUUCUUUUCCAUUUGAAACAACGCAUAUAUCUCGUUGAUGAAGAAAAAUAAGAAAUCCAUUAGAAAUUUUACAGCGCUAAGAUUCAGAAACCUUGAUAUGCACAACCAACAGACACGCACACGAUAAACUGCCGUUUUUCUUUUCAAUUUCUGCCCUCUCUUUGCUUCCAACUUGUUAAAAAUUUUCAACCCGUUUUCACGCGCAACUAUUGACGAUUAAUCAUCGAUACGAGAAAAGCAAAUUUAUGAGCAUUAGUUCAAUCCCGGUUCAGUCAUAACUAAAGGGUUGACACCACUGUUCAAAACAUGUUAUCUCACGUUUUCAUCGAAAUGGAAAUAUUCCCCACGGAUUGUAUACAAUUUCAGAGCACGUUUUAACGGAACCCUUGAUUUCUGUUGCACGUUGUUCAAGUUGUUCUUCAUUCGAGAAAAAGAAACGCGAUAGUUGUGCCCCUUGCAAACCCAACAGCGAAACGUUUUUGUUAUACAAACGAGUGAAGGGUUGAUCGAUCGAGCGAUGCUACAAACCGCGAGUAUACACGUACCUGUUAUUUAUAAAUAUACAAAAUCCUUUAGAAAUUCUAACAAUCAAAUACAACAAUUUACUGGAUGAAAAAAUAUACCUUGCGUUCGUCGAUCGAUCAAAUAUGUAUCGAUAAACCUACGCUCGAUACUUUGCUUCGUUUACUGAAACAAGUCGAUUAUUAAUUUUUUUUUUUUU